Oncorhynchus keta (chum salmon) is the source of this 7224-nucleotide messenger RNA. RefSeq names its product protein unc-13 homolog A-like. Gene Ontology annotation, cellular component: presynaptic active zone cytoplasmic component; synaptic vesicle membrane; presynaptic membrane. Gene Ontology annotation, molecular function: diacylglycerol binding; phospholipid binding; calmodulin binding. The record is from RefSeq and is a predicted model, not a curated record. NCBI's taxonomy places the organism in Eukaryota, Metazoa, Chordata, Actinopteri, Salmoniformes, Salmonidae. The transcript is spliced from 40 exons. The coding region runs from base 291 to 5645 and encodes 1784 amino acids. Gene Ontology annotation, biological process: dense core granule priming; synaptic vesicle priming; presynaptic dense core vesicle exocytosis.
UGUCCUCGCGAGAGCAGUGGAGGAGCGCAAUGAGGAGAGCGCGAGAGAUGCGGCUUAGUGAGGGGAGCACUUCAACAGCAAGACAAAUAGCUAUAUCACUGAAAAACGGACGGGUUCAUUGUAAUAUGUCCUCGAAACGUUUUUGUAUCUACUACUUGGAUAUUUAGCCUAUGUUUUGAUGCAGUCUACCUAUGUAGCCUACACCGGGGAGGUAACUGUAGCCAAGCGAAACAGUGAAGAACAGGCGGCCGGUUGAGGACAGCCGGGGACUCUCACAGCUACUUUCAGAGAUGUCCCUUCUCUGUGUCAGAGUGAAGAAAGCCAAGCUGGAUGGACCCAAAGAGAAGUUCAACACGUACUUGAUCCUGAAGGUGCAGAAUGUGAAGAGCACCACCAUCGCUGUCCGGGGCAGCAUGCCCAGUUGGGAGCAGGACUUCAUGUUUGAGAUCAACAGGCUGGACCUGGGGUUGACGGUGGAGGUGUGGAAUAAAGGGUUAAUAUGGGACACCACGGUGGGAACAGUGUGGAUCCCCCUGCACAGCAUCCGCCAAUCAAACGUGGAGAGUCCGGGGGACUGGCUGACCCUGGACUCCCAGGCCAUCAUGGCGGACAACGAUAUCUGUGGAACCAAAGACCCCACCUUACACCAGGUGCUGCUGGACACACGCUUUGAACUGCCUCUGGAUAUCCCUGAGGUGGAGGCACGAUAUUGGGCCAAAAAAUUGGAGCAACUCAACGCCAUGAGAGAUCAAGAUAUAACUAACCAUCACCCAUACCAAGAAGACCAGGAGCGACCACUUCCUGUCCCAGGGACACAGUGCUGUAACUGGAGUCUGUGGGGAGACCAACAAAAUGAGGACCCAGACAGUGCUGUGGAUGACAGAGACAGUGACUAUCGCAGUGAGACCAGUAAUGGCAUCCCUCCUCCUUACUACACCACGUCCCAGCCCAAUGCCUCCGUCCACCAGUACCCCAUCAGAGACCAGCAGAACCGCCCCUCCUCCAACCCCCCCUCUAACAGCUGUGAACCCCUCGACUACCACCAGAGGGCCAUCAGUCCGACGGGAAGCUAUGCAUCGUCGGCAGAGUUGAGUCACUGCAGCAGCCAGCUGAGUGAGGAGGAGUACGGCCCGGAAUACAGAGAGCGAGACCCUUAUGAUGAGAAUGACUCCUACCACUCCUGCCACUCCUCUGUCAGCUACAUCAAAGGUUCUCCCAACUGGGACCCCGAUGAGACCCAGGGGGCGUAUAGCGACGAGGGGGGCUACAGUAAGGAUGGGGGUGAGGGGGCCAUCUAUGAGGAGGAUGAUGGUGGUCUGUAUGAGGAAGAGGUGGCGAAUGAAGGAGAGGGGCACAUAUAUGACGAUGAGGAUUAUCUUCUGGAUGGGACCCUCAGUGAGGAUAUCCCCUACACCCCUACCCCCACCAGCACGGCACCCCCCACACUGGAUGUCCCAGGUGCUUCUAGACCCCCUCUGCAGAAACAGCCCUCUCUGCAUCAACAGCAGGCGCCACCCAGCCAACCGCCCAGCCAUGCCCCAAAUCUGGCCCACCCUCCGGGCAUAGCUCCAGGAGGACAGCCCCUGGGACAGCCAUCCACCCAGGCCCCUCAAGCCCAGUCUCAUCCCCAGCCAGCCCCUGCCCCAGCCCAGUCCUUCUUCUCCAUGGCCAAACCCUUCUCAGCAGCAGUAACAGGCCUGGCCUCCUCUUUCCUGUCUUCUGGAGUCCCUACUGCCCAACCUGCUCAGGCUCACCCCCCAGCUUCACAACCCCAUCCCCAGUCUGACCCCGCCAUCCCCCCAUCUCACCCUGCCACUACCUCCCAUGGGCCCCAGUCCACAACCACUGGCGCCCCCUCUCAGCUGACCACCUCCACUGCCUCUCCCUCUGUUGCACAUACAGAGGGCCCUGAUGCCAAACCCCCCCUGCCGGAGGACCAACUGCUCCUAGAGGAAGACAAACCCCUUCCCCCAAAAAUUAGGACCCCUACCCCGACAGAGGAGGAGCACCCCAUGGAAGAUGAGGACCAACGGUAUGACGAGAGUCGCCCCCCCACCCCCGUAGAGGAGGAGGAGCCCCUCCCAGAGAGUCCUCCUGUAGAUGAGGAGCCCAAGGAGCCGGUGGACCCGUCCAUAAGGGCUAGGGAGAACUGGCGACGAAUCAUCGACAAGGUCCAACAGCAGCUUCGAGAGGCACGAGGAGAGACAUCCAAUUCCUUGUGGUUUGGUAAAGGAGGGGUAGGAGAGGUUCUGUACAGCAUCGACAGCAUGCCUGACCUACGCAAGAAGAAAGGCCCCACCCUGGUCAGAGACCUCAGCGCUAAGAACCUCUCCCCCUCUCCUGGACAUCCCUUCUGCAGAAGAGUCAUCAAGAAACAUCAAGGCGGGGCAGCGGAGAAGAGUUCUAAGCAUGGAGCGGAGGACCGAACCCAGAACAUCAUCAUGGUUUUAAAGGACAGGAUGAAGAUCCGAGAGAGGAACAAACCAGAAAUCUUCGAGCUCAUCCAGGAAGUGUUUAGUGUCAUCAAGGCGACGCACGGCACUCAGAUGAAGCAGAUCAAACAGAGCAUGCUCGAUGGGACGUCCAAGUGGUCGGCCAUGAUCAGCAUGACUGUGCAGUGUGCACAGGGCCUUCAGGCCAAGGACAAGACUGGCUCCAGUGAUCCCUAUGUCACAGUUCAAGUGGGCAAGACCAAGAAGAGGACCAAGACCAUCUAUGGUAACCUCAAUCCUGUCUGGGAUGAGAACUUCCACUUCGAAUGCCACAACUCGUCGGACCGGAUCAAGGUACGCGUGUGGGACGAAGACGAUGACAUCAAGUCCAGGGUGAAGCAGAAGUUCAAACGGGAGUCCGAUGACUUCCUGGGUCAGACCAUCAUCGAGGUCCGCACACUCAGCGGCGAGAUGGACGUAUGGUACAACCUGGACAAGAGAACAGACAAGUCUGCUGUGUCUGGAGCCAUCCGGAUGCACAUCAGUGUAGAGAUCAAAGGAGAGGAGACUGUGGCUCCCUACCAUGUCCAGUACACCUGCCUACAUGAACACCUGUUCCAGUACACUACAGAGGAGCAGAACAGUGGUGUGGUGAAGAUCCCUGAUGCUAAAGGAGACGACGCGUGGAAGGUGUACUUCGAGGAGACUCCUCAGGAGAUCGUGGAUGAGUUCGCCAUGCGUUACGGAGUGGAGUCCAUCUACCAGGCUAUGACCCAUUUUGCAUGCCUGUCGUCUAAGUACAUGUGCCCUGGUGUACCCGCGGUGAUGAGUACCCUUCUGGCCAACAUCAAUGCCUACUAUGCUCACACCACCCAGUCCACCAAUAACGUCUCGGCAUCAGACCGCUUCGCCGCAUCCAACUUUGGAAAGGACAGGUUUGUAAAACUUCUAGACCAGCUCCACAACUCUCUGAGGAUUGACCUUUCCAUGUACAGGAAUAACUUCCCAGCUAGUAGCCCUGAGAGGCUGCAGGACCUCAAGUCCACUGUAGACCUGCUGACCAGCAUCACCUUCUUCAGAAUGAAGGUCCAGGAGCUGCAGAGCCCCCCCAGGGCCAGUCAGGUGGUGAAGGACUGUGUCAAAGCCUGUCUCAACUCCACAUACGAAUACAUCUUCAACAACUGCCACGAACUCUAUGGCAGAGAGUACCAGACAGACCCUGCUAAGGCUGACAUUCCAGAAGAGCAGGGUCCCAGCAUCAAGAACUUGGAUUUCUGGUCCAAACUCAUCACCCUCAUCGUCUCCAUCAUAGAAGAGGACAAGAACUCCUACACACCCUGUCUCAACCAGUUUCCUCAGGAACUGAACGUGGGCAUCAUCAGUGCUGAGGUCAUGUGGAACAUGUUUGCUCAAGACAUGAGAUAUGCCAUGGAGGAGCAUGAGAAGAACCGCCUAUGUAAGAGUGCUGAUUACAUGAACCUGCACUUCAAGGUUAAGUGGCUCUACAAUGAAUACUGUAAAGAGCUGCCCACCUUCCAGAAACGUGUACCUGAGUAUCCAGCGUGGUUUGAGCCGUUUGUCAUCCAGUGGUUGGACGAGAACGAGGAAGUGUCCAGAGACUUCCUGCACGGUGCCCUAGUGAGGGACACAAAGGACGGGUUCCAGGUAACGUCUGAGCAUGCUCUGUUCUCAUGCUCGGUGGUGGACGUGUUCUCCCAGCUCAACCAGAGCUUUGAGAUCAUACGCAAGCUAGAGUGUCCCGACCCCCAGAUCGUAGGCAGCUACAUGAAGAGAUUCGCCAAGACCAUCGGCAAUGUACUGCUGUCCUAUGCUGAGAUCAUUUCCAAAGAGUUCCCCAAACAGUGCGGGAACAAAGAGAAAGAGAAAGUGCCUUGCAUCAUCAUCAAUAACAUCCAGCAGCUGAGAGUGCAGCUGGAGAAGAUGUUUGAGGCCAUGGGAGGCAAAAAUCUUAACGUGGAGGCCAGUGACUUCCUGAAGGACCUGCAAUUAAAGCUCAACAACGUCAUGGACGACCUUAGUAGGAUAUUUGCCGUCAGUUUCCAGCCCCAUAUUGAGGAGAACGUGAAGCAGAUGGGCGAAAUCCUGGGCCAGGUGAAGGGACAGACUGUUACUGACAACAACAGCGUGGCCGGGGACGCAGACAACGUCCUGCAGCCCAUCAUGGACUUCCUCCACACCAACCUGUCACUGUUUGCUAAGAUCUGCGAGAAGACCGUGCUGAAGAGAGUGCUGAAGGAACUGUGGAAACUGGUUAUUAACACUAUGGAGAAAAGCAUUGUGCUCCCACCAUUCACAGACCAGUCAGGCACUCAGUUGAUCUUGAAUGCAGCUAAGGAGUUGGGCCAGCUCUCCAAGCUCAAGGAGCACAUGGUGCGAGAGGAGGCCAAGGCUCUGUCUCCUAAACAGUGUGCCGUCAUAGAGCUCGCAUUGGACACUAUUAAGCAAUACUUCCAUGCGGGCGGUGUGGGCCUGAAGAAGACGUUCCUGGAGAAGAGUCCUGACCUGAAGUCUCUGCACUACGCCCUGUCCCUCUACACACAACACACUGACAAGCUCAUCAGGAAGUUUGUCCUCUCCCAAAACACUCAGGUCCAUGGAGGGAAGGGGGUCAGGUAUACCCUGAAUGAAGACACAUUACCAGAGAAGGGGUCGGGAGUGGAGGAGCCAAUCGGAGAGGUGGUCAUGCAUGUGGAGAUUUUCACCCACCCCAACACUGGAGAACACAAGAUCACUGUGAGAGUGGUGGCUGCCAAUGACAUUAAGUGGCAGACCCAGGGGAUCUUCCGUCCCUUCGUGGAGGUCUACAUCAUCGGUCCCCACCUCAGUGACAAGAAGAGGAAACACGCCACCAAGUCCAAGAACAACAGCUGGUCGCCCAAGUUUAAUGAGACCUUUCAGUAUUCCCUGGGAAGUGAGUUGGGUCCUGAGGGUUAUGAGCUGCAGCUGUGUGUGAAGGACUACUGCUUCGCCAGGGAGGACCGUACAGUGGGCAUGGCCCUGAUGCAGUUGAAGGACAUGGCCUCUAGGGGCAGCGUGACGUGCUGGCUCCCCCUGGGGAAGAGGGUCCACAUGGAUGAGACGGGCCUGACAGUACUGAGGAUCCUAUCCCAACGCAACAACGAUGAGGUGGCCAAAGAGUUCGUCAAGCUGAAGUCAGACCAGCGCCCUGCUGAAGAGGGACAGGGGAGCUGAGAGAGAACAGGUCAAGAGAUACUGAUGCAGACACACACAGUCACGGAACAUACACAGGAGUACACAUGUAUUCAUACACCGCACAAAAACGUGCACUGUACAUACACACAAACAAUACAGGCAAACACAUACGUGAACCCACAGAACAUAUGCAUAUGUUAUACAAAACAUGGUCAUAAACACACUAAUGAUCUCUAUCACAAUGAUUUAGCACGUGUCCAAACGCUGGCCAACGGUUCCUUCGGCCAUAGAUAGAUUUUGUACACUUAUCAAUCAGUUUAUCAAUUUCUGCUGCUCUCUUUCACUCUUGCAUAUUUACAUCCAAUUUUUCUAAUACAUUUAAUGCAGAAAUUGAUUGUGAAAAAAAUAUCACCUGAGGAGUUAUGGAUGACUUUGCACUUUGACCUCUGCAUGUUCAGGAGAGCAGCUCUAACCCCAACUCUUACUCCUCUGUCUGUCAAUAUACCAGUCUGUUGUUCUCUGUUUUUUUUUAUGUUGUGCUGUCUUCCUGCUGUGUGAUGUGUUCUGGGUAGAAGAUGCCAUAAGGCACAGAUCUAGGAUCAGCGUACAAUCCCCUUGUCCUUACUUUGCCUGUUAGGGAGGGGGAAAUUUAACUCUGAUCUUACAGCGCCUUCGGAAAGUAUUCAGACCCCUAGACUUUUUCCACAUUUUGUUACAUUACAGCCUUGUUCUAAAAUGUAUUAAAUGUAUUUUUUACUCAUCAAUCAACACACAAUAAAUACCCCAUAAUGAUAAUGCAAAAAAAAUAUUUUUUGGUUGUUGUUUUUUCUCAUUUAUAAAAAAUAUCACAUUUAAGUAAGUAUUCAGACCCUUUACUCAGUACUUUUUGUUGAAGCACCUUUGGCAGCGAUUACAGCCUUGAGUCUUCUUGGGUAUGACGCUACAAGCUUGGCACACCUGUAUUUGGGGAGUUUGUCCCAUUCUUCUCUGCAAAUCUUCUCAAGCUCUGUCAGUCUGGAUGGGGGGCGUUGCUGCACAGCUAUUUUCAGGUCUUUCCAGAGAUGUUCGAACGGGUUCAAGUCCGGGCUCUGGCUGGGCCACUUGGACGUUCAGAAACUUGUCCCGAAGCCACUCCUGCGUUGUCUUGGCUGUGUGCUUUCAAAUCAAAUUUGAUUUGGAACAUGCACCGAAUACAACAGGUGUAGACCAGUGAAAUGCUUAACCAACAAUGCAGUUUUAAGAAAGAUAUGUGACAAGUAAAAAUAGAUAAGUAAAAAAUACAAUUAAAAUAACAAAAAUAUUUAAAGAGCAGCAGUAAAAUACAGCAGACAGGCUAUAUACAGGGGGUACUGGUAUAGAGUCAAUGUGCUGGGCCACAGGUUAGGUGCGGUAAUAUGUACAUGUAGGUAGAGUAAAAGUUACUAUGCAUAGAUAAUAAACAGCUACAGUGGUCCUUCUGUAGCUCAGUUGGUAGAGCAUGGCGCUUGUAACGCCAGGCUAGUGGGUUCGAUCCCCGGGACCACCCAUACGUAGAAUGUAUGCACACAUGACUGUAAGUCGCUUUGGAUAAAAGUGUCUGCUAAAUGGCAUAUAUUAUUAUUAUUAUAUUAAACAGAGA